UGGGCCUGUCGUGCUGGUGGUGGUGGUAGUACUACGACUUACACGGAAGCCCGUCUCAAUUUUUCUAGGUUUUGCCCUCCCUCCUUCUUUCCUCUUGUUCUCUCUUUCUUAGCCUCUUUUCUAACGCUUGCUUCUCUCAUUAUUCCUGACUUUUCUCAAGGUUUCUGUUUCUCCACCUUUUCCCCAUUAAUCAUACUUAAACUGUUUUAAAAUUGCGAUUGGGUGGUGUCUGUCAUGCGGAAGGCAAGCUCCGUAAUGAAAAAGACACUUAUACCGGGAACCACUCCCGGUAAGGCAUCUAUGCCACAUUCGACGACAACGGCGGAAGGCAAUAGUAGUGGUAGCAGCACUAGUCAUUGGCACGAACAGGACGAUAGUAAAACGACCACGGCAACGACGACAAAAGCAGCACCUACUACUUCUGCUCCUGGUGCUACGACGUCCUCUAAUACGACCACGUCUGCUAAUGCUGCUGCUGCUGGUGACCAGCAGCGACGAGCUACUGGCAAAGACAACAAUAGUAACAACCAUACCGAUCUUUUGGCAUCUCAAGAAUCGACAACAGCAAUGUCAACUACAAGUGCAGAAUUAGGACCUGAUAUUCCCAUUUUGCCUUCCACGUCGACAUUUUCGCUUGCUGGCAAAGAUGACAAAGGAGAAAAACAAAGAAAGAAAGCAAAGAACUUUUUGGACGAACGUCAAAAGAUAAAAUCCAGAGCACAGAGUUUAUGGAGCUAUAUUGAUGCAACAAACACGUUUGAUCAGGCGCGUUUCUUUCAGGAGAACGCCGAACAAGUAUUCCAUGUCGUCUAUGAAACGUGUAUGCAUCACAUCGAAAAGAUCAAGCAAAGAAGCGAACGUCCACAGUCAUGGUCAUCAAAAGAGCUCGUGAAUCUGCAAAAGAAUUUGCUGUUGUUUCGUAAAAUCUUCCUCUAUGUCCCUGAACUUAUGCGAAAUGGGUGGCAGAGAAAGAAUAUUGCCAAAAUACUGACAUAUAUCUUGGAUCAUGGCAACCACCUACGAUUACGUGCCCUGGGCUUUCAUUUGUUAUUGUUAUGGCUGAACGACCAAGUCGUGGAGUAUCCAGAAUGUAUGGAGCUCUUCGCAAACGCUAUAUCGCUUGACUUGUUUGUUCUCGACGAGAUCCGACCAGUACCGGCACCAGCAUCGCAUACUUCCAAUGACGCUUCAAAUCCUCCAGAAGAAAUCACUGCGUCAAAGUCCCAUACAGCCGGCUUGCAUUUCGUGCGAAAGCUGAGCGAACGACAUGCCGAGCGCUCUUUUGGACACGCUUUGGAACGCGAUGAUCGCGUCAAAAAGUCUAAAUUUAAACUACACCAGACCUUAAUUCGCGGAGACGAGCAAGCGCCAUUAUACCCUAGUCCUACCUCUCCUACUUACAACGAUUCUAUCGCAUUACUUCAUAUCUUCCUUUCCAACCUUGUUCGGCUGGCUUACGUUGCUGCCGGAUCUCCUCCCCCGCCCGAUGACUACGAAUACCCGCCAGGCGACAGCGUAGAAGCUGACGAUGGAAUUGCAACUGGUGUUGGCAUUGAUGCAGCUACAGCAAGCGCGAAAUUUCUGUUUCGCAUAUUCAGAACAUACUAUUUAACGAAAUUCACGCCUCAGGUUGCAAGGCAGCUCCAAAUGGACGGUGUGCCCCCAGACAAUGCAGAGAAUUACGGAUUUCCCAAAUGUCCGCCUAGCAUUUUGCGGACCUUGCUCAGGUUCCUUAUCGGCUACUGUUUGGAUAACAGCUACGGCAGCAAUUGGUCACAUAUGCCAACAGCUAUCUCAGCAUCUUCUCCAGCAACACCCAUUCUCAAGUCAAUCGUCCUUUCAUCCUACGAAACGCGUGAAAUGUUACACGAAAUCUUACGCCAAUCGUUAGUACUCCCAUGCACAAAUCCGAGUUAUCGUGACAUUACACGCGGCGCAAUCCAUAUUCUCGGUGUCUGGAUCCUUGGUAAUGAAGAUGAACGACCGUCGUUUUUGCGAAGGACAGGAAGUUGGACAGCUAUUGCAUCGGCGGGACACCCUGGAAGCGUCACAAGAUCCAGUAGUUUGGCCUCAGUGCCGACUACAUCCAGUUUUAAACCAUCUGACGCAAAUACGAACAACAAUAAUAAUGAUUACGAGGACGAUUAUAAGCAUGCUGAUGCGAAUCGGUUCCUGCGACGCUAUUUUCUCAUGAUCAAGCUAGUGUUUGAGGACCAUUGGCAACGAUUCAAGAAGCACCCUGAAUCCAAUGCUCAGCUUGGAACCGAGUGGGAAGGAUUGAUCGUGUUGUACAAGGACGCCAUUAACGUAUACCGAGCCAUCACUGUUUGUCGCGGAGGAAUUGAUAUGGAAUGGGAAAGUUGGGAAUUGCUUUUGCAUUGUCUGCUCGAUAUUCAAGACUGGUUCAUGAAUCAGCCUAUCAAGUAUACGUGCAUACCCGUGCAAUCGCUCGCAGACGAGCUUUCAGAUUAUAUUUGCGAGACGUUGCUUCAUGCAUUUGCGCGUGCAAGGAUAUCCCAUAUGGAAUUGUGGAAAGAGCUAAAAAUGCAUAUGAUUUAUUCAAUGCGAUGGUCGCAAACGCUGGGGCAAUGGACAAAAAUCAUGCACAAGCUUACUCGGGUGGUGUCAUCUCGGUUAUACAAGGUUGAAUAUGAUAUUUCAGAAAAACACGUGCAAGACGAAACCCGGAAUCCGGUUCUCUCAAGUAGCGUACCGACGAGCGGUCGCACGCGCAACAAGGUACGUUCACGGCACUUGAGCAUUCAAGGCGACCUGUGGCCAAUCAAGCAUGCCGCUGGGAGGCCGCUGUCGGCGGGAGCAAGCGAUGGCCAACUUGUUGAUAUGAUUGCUCAGGACAAGGUAUUCGCGCAAGCCGAUAGCACCAAGCAAACAGACAAGCCUGGUGGUGGCGGCGAGCAAUUUGUUGACGCGACACAACAACAACAACAACAACAACAACCGCCAUUCACAAUAACGACGCCUCCUGUCAUGAUUAUGCGCAACACAAGCAACAUUUCACUUUCCGAAAAAGGCAGUUCCUCCAAAGCUUCUGAUCGCCGUUCCGCGUAUCUUGGUGAUAUUGAAGAUGUGACCCUGUUGGAUGAAGAGACUUUACAACAACAACAACAAAAUAACAACAGCACCGUUCGCAGUGGUGGGAGCAGUAGUAAUGUCGCUGGAGGAGCUGGAAAUGUCAAGUUUGGUAUCAAAAAUAUUAUACCUACUUCAUCAUUUUCGACAAACACGAUCCCAACAUCAUCACAACAGCAACAGCAACAGCAGCAACAAACGCCGGUAGUUUAUCCUGCCAGCGGAGUAGCGUCGAUUGGUGCAGGCUCACAAAAGCGUGGGCAGGGUGGUAGUAACAGUCGCCGCACCCAUGGGGAUAACGAAGGACCCAUGACCUCAUCCAACCAUCGAAGCGCAUCUGUUAAAGAGGAUGAUGAGAGGAAAUCUCGGGCCGGUGACUGGGAUCGUCGUAGCGCAAGUAGUCUUGCUAUUGACGAAAACAUGACCGUAUCCAGCAAGUCGAACCGAACAUCCGUAUCAGCUGGUUUACCACAAGGAGAGCUUGUGGCGCUUACAACGAAUAUGUCGGCUGUCCAUGAAAGGUUACCAGCUGGUCUGGGCGUUUUCCGAUGCUCUGAAUUUCUCAAUUUGUCAAACCUACGUGCGGACGGAACUGUAGUGCUGGGUGUAUGGAAGAACAUGCUGUGUGCGACUGGAAAUGUGAAUGAGAUAGAGGAUCCACAAAACUACGCUGUAGCGAUGGGCUGUGUUGUCGACAUAUGGGAUACUUUAUCUUGGAUCCGAUCGCGGCAACCAUAUCAUAGUGUCCCUCGUCCUGCUUUAUACGAGGUUGGACCGUGGCUAUUGCAAGCAACCCAGCUGUCAGAGGCCUAUGAUACAGGACGUGCUUUGGCUUUUGGCUGCCUUUGCCGAUUGAUGUCUCGACGAUCGGAAGAGCCUGUUUCUGCACAGUACUAUGCUCAUUUCUAUAAAGCGGUGCUAAAGGGAUUGUCUUCCGGCGACACAGCCGUAAUCCAGGCCAUCAUUCAAAAUUCUGGGCGUGUGUUUUCAUGCUGCUUACCUGGGGUGUAUAUAUUGAUACCAUCGUUCAUUGCAGCCAUUGAAAGUCAGUUACUGGAUGCGGAUUCUGUCCGAGACGUCCCUACAAGCGUUAGGCGAGGAUGCAUUACAAUCUUAGGCUCUCUCGUAUCCAUCUCUAACCAUUUAGCAGAUAUCAAAUUGGAUGUGAGCAAAGAGUGGAUUGGCCAGUUUUCUGAGGAGGAGCUAUCUUUUACCGACAUUAAAGUGUGGUUAAAGAAUCUUUUGUUGCGACUUGUAAACGCAGACACGAGUCCUGAAAAGAUUGAGCAGAACACUGAUGCCCAUUGCAUGCUACUUGGAGCUAUCAGCGGUCUUGCGUUAGAUGAGAUAUUGCAGUCGGAAAGACCACAACAAGAUAUUGUUUAUGAGACCCUCUUGGCUAUGGUGAACCAUCUGUAUUGGAGCAACAUAUCCAUCGUCAAUACCGUCGUCGACUGCUUGAAUACACUCGCGCAAAUAUACAAGGAGGAUCUUGAUCCUGAUGGUGUGAUAGUACAAGAAGUGCUUACGCGGGUCAUUGAUGCGUUGAACGUCCACCUCAAGUAUUACGAGCGCAACAGCCGCGACGGACGUGGAUUUAUCAUCUCAAAGCUAUUCAGUUGUCUCUUGGAAUGGCUGAUGGUGAUAGAGCCAAUGAUUCUUUCCGAAACAGAACUCUGUCAACUCGUCUUUGAUGUGAUUGAAUAUGCACUACAUGUUACCUCGGAGGGAGGCUCAGAGAAGCUUUUGCCGCAUCCUCCGGUAAUGCGUAGCAACACAUCCAAAAAGAAAGAGCUGCCUUUCAAGUUCAAAUUAAUUACCGAAAAGCGCCCUACGCUUCAUCAUGAAUAUGUGAGCGUGAUCAGUGGCUCAGAGUUUGCUGAAAGCGAUCACAGCUAUGUCAAGGAAUCCGCUGAAGCCGUUCUCCUGCACUUGCUGCAUCACUUUAAUAACUUUGCACCGCCCUUCGGUCCAGCAACUAUUCACAGCACAAUUGUUGGCCCUGGCGUUGCAACAGAAGACAAGUCAGAGUUCCUCAAAUACCAGUAUUUCUCAUUCAAUGACACGACUAUCAUUGCUUUUGUCGAGUUGCCGGAAACCGAAACCGAAGGCCCACAAGCCAGAGUGAUUGUUCGCGAUUUGACUGGACGAUAUGUGUGGGAUGCUCAUGCCGAACCUUCAAACAAGAACUUGGAAAAGCCAAGGCCUCGCUCGGUGACCAACUCGCUGGACGCCAAGGAUCAAGGUUUCUCGUUACGGCCAGGCGUACGGGUGCGACCCACUUCAAGUGAACCUCUUGACACAUCAAUGCGACGUUCUGCUCCUCGGAUAGACAAGCUAGGAGAACUUAUGAACAAAAUUGGAGAAUGUAAUCCUGAUUGCCAAACAAACGUCAACACACCAAUACCCCUUACACAAUUACAGAGCAACAUGGUUGGCCGGUUCGGCGAGCAGUUGAAUGAGUUUCUAGAGGAUGAACGCAGGAACAACGAACAACAAGAAUCAGAUGCUGGUUUAUGGUAUUCUAAAAUGAACAUCCUGCGUCGUAAAGAGGCAACGGACCGCACCGACUCAUUACACGCACAUCUGACGGCCAAUUUUUCGAUACGAAAGGAUUUCCUGCCUGCGUUCCCGCACGAAGCCGAGAAGUCGCAUGUACCGUUUCAACAAUGUCGAUUAUUGCUCAGUCACCUCGGGUUUAUCAACUAUGACCAUCUGAAAGAUGGUUCAUUUCAAAUGUUGAACAAAACACCGGCGCUGUACCGCGAUCUGCGAGGAUUGGAUCGUAAACAAGGUCGGGAAACAAUGAAGAUUGCGGUGAUAUACGUCGGUCCUGGGCAAGAAGACGAACAAAGUGUCCUGCAUAAUAGUGAGGGCAGUGGCAUGUACAAUGCCUUCGUGAAUAGCUUGGGAUGGGAAGUCGAUAUUGCAACGCACACGGGCUAUCUCGGCGGUCUUGAGCGUAAUCUCACGAAUGGUACGCGAACGAACUAUUACUGCUCAUCCACUUUGGAAAUGAUAUUCCACGACGUUACCAAGAUGCCCACCGAAACUGAGGAUCCCAAGCAGCUCAAGAAGAAACGGCACAUUGGGAACGAUCAUGUUCAUAUUGUUUGGAACGAACACGAUCGGGAUUAUCGAAUUGGAACGAUUGGCGGCGACUUUGGAAACGCGCAGAUCGUUGUGACUCCUAUGGAAAAUGGAUUAUUCGCCAUCCGUGUCUAUCGGGAUCCAAAGAUUCCGUACUUUGGUCCGCUCUUUGAUCGCAUGGUUGUGUCACAAUCGAUCCUUGGACCUCUUGUAAGGGCAACAGCCGUCAGUGCAUUCCGUGCGGCGAUUCAUACCAAUAUCUACUCGUUCUACAAGAGUGUCUUUGCACAGAGAGCAAACGAUGUCAAGACGAUAGCUCAUCGUCACAAAGUUGCAAACUGGACUUAUGAGCAGUUCAUGGAGAAGGUCUUCAUGCCAAACGAUGAAUAGAAUAUCACACAUACACCCACAUAUCACAUACAAACACGCACAUUCACUCACUUAUUCAAACUACUUUAUUCAUACUACAUACCAAAGCAACACCCCCCUUAGUACCUCUUAUUACAUUCUAAUUACCUAUAUUAUUGCAUGCACUUUGUCUCAGAAUUUUCUUAUAAAGAGAACACAAUGGAUUGUUCCACAGUUGAUGCAAAAAAAAAGUCGUAUAAAAAUG
Zychaea mexicana is the source of this 6793-nucleotide messenger RNA. RefSeq lists its product as uncharacterized. Gene Ontology annotation, molecular function: GTPase activator activity. Lineage: Eukaryota; Fungi; Mucoromycota; Mucoromycetes; Mucorales; Lichtheimiaceae. Gene Ontology annotation, cellular component: nucleus; cytoplasm. Bases 235 to 6570 code for a protein of 2111 amino acids. Gene Ontology annotation, biological process: regulation of small GTPase mediated signal transduction; positive regulation of GTPase activity. The transcript is spliced from 26 exons. The record is from RefSeq and is a predicted model, not a curated record.